CUGAGGCAGUGUACAAGGGUGUUUUUUUAUUUGACAGCUGUAUUACUGCUGAUAAGCGAGACUGUGUGAGCUGAUCAAGUAGUGAGACAAGCGUUCAGAGCAGUAGCGGCACAGCAGCAGCAGUGCUCUAGUCACUAGGAGCCGUGGCGGCAGAAGCAGCAGCAGCACUAUCAGUCACAGCAGAGGCAGCAGCGGCAGCAGCAGCAACAAACUCUCUCCUGUCUUUUUCUCUUCUUUCUGGAGUUGUUUCCUGCUCAGAGGACAAAAGCCAAGGAAGUAGGAGGGAAGUGAUCCAGGGCUGAUAGCUGCCAUCAAAAACAAAACCAAAACGCAGACCUGGCUGCCCCCAUGCCUAUCGAAUUUGUUUGCAAAAUCAAAUUUGCAGAGGAGGAUGAGAAGCAGAAAAGCAAACAGGAUGGGGACAAGGAGAGCCUGAUCGAGGAGAGCUGCACACCUCCGACUAAGGACUUGGCCGGGUUUGCUAACUCCUGCUCUCUUCAUGGGAUUAACCACAUCUUUGUCUCUGGUCGCCUGGGCAUCCGGCAGACUCUCUGGGCACUUGCCUUUUUGACUUCACUGGCGCUGUUUCUAUACCAAGCAGCUAAGUGUGCCAUCUCUUACCUGGAGCACCCUCAUGUCACGGCUCUGAAUGAGGAGGCGACCCCAGAGAUGGUUUUCCCCGCUGUGACCAUCUGCAACAUCAACCGCUUUCGCUUCUCCGCGCUCACCGAUGCCGACAUCUACCACCUGGCUAACUUGACAGGUCUGCCCCCCAAAAACAAGGAUGGGCACAAACCCACUGAUUUAAUGUAUCCUGCCCCUGACAUGCAGGACAUCUUCAACAGGACAGGACAUCAGUUAGAAGAGAUGCUCAUGAGCUGCAAUUUCAGUGGACAGAACUGUUCAGUCGAGGACUUCUCUGUGGUGUACACCAGAUAUGGGAAAUGCUACACUUUUAAUGGCAACAAGACGACAUCCAGGAAAAGCAAGCAGGGUGGAAUGGGAAACGGGCUGGAGAUCAUGUUGGAUAUCCAGCAGGAUGAGUAUCUGCCCAUCUGGAGAGAGACAAAUGAGACGUCCCUGGAGGCCGGCAUCCGAGUUCAGAUCCACAGUCAGGACGAGCCUCCCUACAUCCACCAGCUGGGCUUCGGCGUCUCUCCGGGCUUCCAGACCUUUGUUUCAUGUCAGGAGCAGAGGCUGACCUACCUGCCCCAGCCCUGGGGGAACUGCCGUUCCACCAGCAAAGAGAAGUUCCCAGGAUACGACACAUACAGCAUCAGUGCCUGCCGUCUGCUCUGCGAGACCAACGAAGUCCUGAGAGUGUGCGGCUGCAGGAUGGUGCACAUGCCCGGAACUGCAGAUAUCUGCCCUCCCAGUAAAAUCAACUGUGUUGACAAAGCACUCGCACAGCUACAGAAGAACAGUGGGGAUACCUGUCCAUGCGAGACACCCUGUAAUCUCACCCGCUACGGUAAAGAGCUCUCCAUGGUCAAAAUCCCCAGCAAGGGCUCUGCUCGCUAUCUCUCCAGGAAAUACGACAAGUCAGAGGACUACAUCAGAGACAACUUCCUGGUUUUGGAUAUCUUCUUUGAAGCUCUGAACUUUGAGACGAUUGAGCAAAAGAAAGCCUACGAUGUUGCAGGUUUAUUAGGUGACAUCGGCGGACAGAUGGGCUUAUUCAUCGGAGCCAGCAUCCUGACAGUCUUAGAAAUACUGGAUUACAUCUAUGAGGUGAUCAAGCACCGGCUACAACGUCUGCUGAGGCCGCAGAAAGAGAAGAAGAACAAGCAGCAGACCAGCACUGUUGCAACAGUGGGUCUAGAGGAAAUGAAAGCAAAGGAGCCCAAUGACAUGACACGGAGUCACCCAGAGGGGGCGUACGCCAAUACGAUCCUCCCCAACCACCACCAUCCCCACCCACACCCACACACACACCCACACCCCCACCACCAUCACGCCGGGCACCACGGGGUGUUUGAGGACUUCGCUUGCUAGAGCCAACCAUCGUUUCCAGUCCUGGUGACACCAAAAGAUAAAAGCCGUCUGUGUUCAGAUCAGUAACAGACUCUUGGCAUUUCCGUCGCUCCUUUGCUGUCACCAGUGAAAAGCUACAGCCAAAGUCGAACACCAAACUUGUGCUGCUAACAAAGCACUUGUACGUACAGUAUGUAGGCACAAAUUGGACACCGCUUUUAUUUAUUAUGAUUUUUUUUUUUCUCUCUCCGGAUGGGACCCCUCUCAACUUUGUCAAGCUUCACCUGAGAAGUCAGGCACUUUGUUUUUUCAGGACCAAUUUUUGGUACAUGAUCACUACAACGGAACAAGAGGAGGACUGCAUGUCACCUUGAUCCAGUUUAUACUCCAGUGAUUUAUUUAUUCAGCUAGCAUCCUUGACUUUUUUUCUGUCUGUACUCCUCCAUUUCUCUCCUCCUACUUCAUGGAAGACACACUGUACCAUAUCAAGCCAUUACACAUUCUAAAUUAUGUAAUUAUUUAAAGAGAUACUAUUAUCUAUAUGUUCUAUAUUGUAUACAAGAUGAGAAUACUUACAGUGAGCAGAUCUUACUCGUGUUACAACCAUCCAUAACGUGAGGGGAAUUACAUAGGCUGAACUGUAUGACCUUGGCUUAGAAGAUCUAGCAGCAUCUUUCCACAUGAUACACUUUGUCUGGUUUGUGGUUAAGGUGUUAGAGAGUAGCAUUGUACCUGUACAUAAAGUCCAACUUUAAAAUGAGAAAGUUCUAAAGCUCUGUUUCAAUGGUUGUUGUUUAUAUUCGGUUAAUAUAUAACUUAUGUAAUAUUAAUUUGAGUUAUUUAUACAUUUUAGAAAAAGACUUUUAUAUGACAAUAGCGGUCACGAUUGUAGCAAUUACUGUACACUUACAAUCUGCAGAUAUGUUAGACUGCCAAACAUCAAUACAUUUGUCCAGGUGACAAAAAUGGACUGUAUGGAUCGUGACUAUUAUAUCGCCAUCGUUUCCUUUUUAUAUGUCCUGCUUUUUCCAAGACCACACACACAUCCUGGAUGAGGGGUGGAUGAUGUUUUCAGUUAUGACAUGGUUGUACUUAAAUUAUCCUCCUUAUUCAUUUCAUUUCUGCCCACCAUCCACUCUUCACUUUGGUUAGCAUCAUAACUUUGAGCUGACAUAAGCAAUAAGAAACAGAAUUUCAUGUUUUUUGCAGAGUCAUCUCCUUCAGCUUGUGGGGUAGCACCACUGUAAAAGUGUAGCAGCUAUUUACAGUGGAGACCCGGCAUCAAUGUGUGUGUGUGUCUGAGGUGUGUGUGUGUGUUUGUUUGCAUGUGCACUUUAACAUUUUGCACACAUGACUGAGCACAGUGGGCUGAUGCGUCUUGGCCGGGCUGAUCCAUGGGGGAAAAAAGGGAUGUUUGAAAUCGGAAUAGUUAGCAAGAAAGCAGGGAGUUUUUAUUGCAGUAGUAAGGUUUUUCUAAAAUAUAGAGGGAGUUAGGGCAGCUCAGAGUUUAAUUUAAAAAUUGCUCUGGAGGCUGAAAUAUUCUUACUGGUUAACUUAAUCCUCAGUGGGCGGGACAAAGACACAACAGCUUUAAAGAGCACAAGUUAGCAAAGUGGGAACAUGAACUAUAAAUAGAGACCCUUAUGUUGAUUCAUUCAUGAUUAUAUUCUUCAUUAUGUAAAGUCAGCUUGCUCACUUGCCCUUAUGCACUGCAGGAACUUAAACUGUUACCUCUGCCCUCCAAUAAUCCUCUCCUUUAAGAAGAUUAUUGGCUUCAGUGAAAGGUUCUUCCUUGAGUUAUCCCUUAAAAAUUGAGACUUUUGGAUUUAAAGGCAACAGCAGCACCUCUUAUACUGUGUCAUAUAACUUACCAAGAAAUUUUCAUGGUAGGAGAGUUCAGUGGGACAGACAAUGGAAGAAGUAGUGCACAUAUUGAUUUUCCUGCACAUUUAUGCUAGCUCCAGGGCACUGCUGCUGCCGGUGGUCAAAAAUGAAGUCCAGCUCUGUGAACCACUUUGUAGUUUUUCAGUUGUUUGAUCUUUUUACUUUACUCCCUGCACUGUUGGGCCAUGUGUCAUUGCCAGAUGCUGAGAAAUCCUCUUGUCUUUUUCUUGUUUUUCAGGGUUCCCUCAUCCAGACAUUUUUUUUUUUUUUUUGCCUAGCAACUGUUCUGUUCAGUAUGGAGGCAGUUGUAAAAUGGUGAUGGCUGUUGUCAUUUUUGUUGUAAUGAGACAAAACAUUUGCUUGAUCACCAUUACCUGCAGCAUCAGUAAACCCAGAAAGUACUUGAAAUUUACAUUAAGUAUCACCUCUUGCUCCAGGAACUCAUCUACGAAGCAAGUGGUGGAAACAAAAGAACCCAUGCAUGUUAAGUAAUAUUAGGGUGCUUUCAAACCUAGAGUUCGCUAGCUUUGGUCCGAAUCAAGGACUAAUUUUGUUGCCUAGAGUUGGUUCGUGUUCUCAU
Molecule: messenger RNA, 4438 nt
Organism: Epinephelus lanceolatus (giant grouper)
Lineage: Eukaryota; Metazoa; Chordata; Actinopteri; Perciformes; Serranidae
Gene: asic4a
Product: acid-sensing (proton-gated) ion channel family member 4a
Biological process (GO): sodium ion transmembrane transport
Cellular component (GO): plasma membrane
Molecular function (GO): ligand-gated sodium channel activity
Source: RefSeq, a predicted model, not a curated record